Molecule: messenger RNA, 2049 nt
Organism: Poeciliopsis prolifica (blackstripe livebearer)
Lineage: Eukaryota; Metazoa; Chordata; Actinopteri; Cyprinodontiformes; Poeciliidae
Product: leucine-rich repeat-containing protein 30-like
Molecular function (GO): protein binding
Source: RefSeq, a predicted model, not a curated record
ACCAAACGGAGCCGAAGAACAUCUGUCCUACACAGAAGAACCGGCUGGACGCUACCAUCAACACCACAUCAGCAGUGAGGUCAGCAGUGAGGUCAGCAGUGAGGUCAGCAGUGAGGUCAGCAGUGAGGUCAGCAGUGAGGUCAACCCGGCUCCAGCCGUACACAGAGAGAGGAAGAGGAGGAGAUGGGAGGAAGAGUGUGCAGGGAGGAGGUGAAGGAGGAGAAAAGGCGGAGCCCGGGCAGAGAGGACAGCCUGACGUCUGCCGACAAAAUCAGAAGAUUCACCAAGCAGUCUGGACACAACGUCCUGAGCCUGGCCCGCCGUGGACUCAAGGACGCUCCGGGGGAGCUGUGGGAGCUGCUGGAGCUGGAGAAGCUGAACCUGUCCCUCAACAACCUGAAGGCGCUGCCGCCUCAGCUGGCCCUGCUGUCCAACCUGCUGGUCCUCAACCUGUGGGGGAACCAGCUCGGCAGCCUGCCGGCAGAGAUCGGCCAGCUGAGGAGACUCCGGGUUCUGUUCGUCUACAGAAACAGACUGACGGAGGUUCCUGAGGAGCUGGGGGCCUGCACACAGCUGGAGGUCCUGAGUCUGGCCAACAACCAGCUCUCCUCUCUGCCGGCUUCUCUCUCCAACCUGACCAGACUGAGGAAGCUCAACCUCAGCCACAACCUCAUGGCUCAGCUGCCAGGCUGCAUCUACAGCAUGAAGGCCCUGGUCUUCCUGGAUCUGUCCUGCAACCGUCUGGAGAACGUGGCAGAGAACAUCCAGGCUCUGCUGGAGCUCAAGAUCCUCAUCAUGGAGAGAAACCAGCUCCAGUCUCUGCCCAGAGGCCUCUGCUUCCUCACCAGGCUGGAGCUGCUCAACCUGGACUUUAACCACAUCAGAGACCUUCCUGAGGAGAUGCACCAUCUGUCCCGGCUGGAGAAGCUGGCCUGCCAUCCUCUGGACAAAGGUCUCCACAUCGUCCACAACCCGCUGAUGAAGCCCCUCAGGGAGGUGAUGCAGGGAGGACGGGCGCUCUUCAAUUACCUGAGGUCAGGUGGUGAAUAGGGGGCGGAGCCUUUGAACCCUGGGGGCGGAGCCUCUGAACCCUGUGGGAGCCUCUGAACCCUGUGGGCGGAGCCUUUGAACCCUGGGGGCGGAGCCUCUGAACCCUGGGGGCGGGGCCUCUGAGCCAUGGGGGCGGAGCCUCUGAACCCUGGGGUGGAGCCUCUGAACCUUGGGGGCGGAGCCUCUGAACCCUGUGGGCGGAGCCUCUGAACCCUGUGGGCGGAGUCAGUUCCCUCUUGAGGAUGGCAGCAGAGCUUUCUGAAAUCAUGGUGAAGAAUUUUGGAGGAACCAGAACUUCAGACCUACUUUGGUCCUGCAGGCAGUUUUCACCCACCUGAGGGACAGGUGAAGUGGGCGGAACUUCUACAUUUCAUUAUGGGAUGUAUGGAAGAAACAGCAGCCAACUUGUUGGUGCUCUUGCUGAUGUUCUUCACUUUGGAAACAACCACAAAGCAAACAGAACCGUCUCAGAACCUCUGGGCCUCUGGGCUGUCACUGUUAUUUCUAUUGUUCCUGUUAUUGAUACAGUUAUUGAUACAGUUAUUGAUACAGUUAUUGAUACUGUCCAUGCAGAGGGUCUGCGCUGGAGGCCAGGAAGCAUGAAAUGAACUCAGCAUGUAACGACUGAGAGCCGUCAACAAGGACGGCUCCGGUUUCCCUGAUGGUUUGUUUUGGAUCAGUUCUGUAAGUGAACAUUGUUCAACUCCUAAGAUCUGAUCACUAGUAUUUAUCACAAUGCUGAAUCUUGAUUUCCAAACAUCAAUAGAAUCAUCUUUGACUUUUCUACCUGAAACUUUGCAAAGUUUUUAGAAUAAUCUUUGCUGUCCCUUUUUUUGCAGGUUCUCUGACUGGCAAGUAAAUUUGAACUUAUUAUCCAAAAUAAGAUAUUUGCAGUUUUCUACUGUCUGACCUUAUAUUACUGUUUGAGUCGUGUUAUGGAGCUUCAGAUCAAUGUCCUUUGUUGUCUGUAGACGUAAUAAAAGCAAAGCUUAAUAUUAA